This is a messenger RNA of Drosophila pseudoobscura, 1462 nucleotides long. RefSeq lists its product as uncharacterized. The record is from RefSeq and is a predicted model, not a curated record. Bases 689 to 1462 code for a protein of 257 amino acids. The transcript is spliced from 3 exons. Lineage: Eukaryota; Metazoa; Arthropoda; Insecta; Diptera; Drosophilidae.
ACUAAUGCAAACAGCCAUUAAAUUUUCAUUGCCUACUUGUCGGUGCUGCUGCCCUCGGACCAUUUUCAUCUCACUCAAUAAUGGGGUGUGUGAAAGUGGAACCGGGGGUGAGAGCACCGGUAAAUGACGAUCGGCGAUCGGGUCUCUCGAGUGUGGAGAGCAUGGGAGUUGGCGGACACAUGAGUGUUCCACCAUGAACCUCGUCCAGGCCACUCUCAUCUCAUCCGCCCGCUCGAGAGGUCGCGAUCGUCGGACGUGCCAUUAACUUUUUUCGUGUCGUUUUUGCCGUGUCGCCAUUUCCGUUGUGUUUUUCUGCGUUGCGCCCUGUUUUCUUUUUUGUGGUGUCUGUCGUGUGCCGUGCCGUGCUGUGCCGUGCCCCCUCGCUGACAUGACAAAAAGUCCCUUCCUCCCCACCACCACCGCUACUACUACUACCGACAAGCUUUCUGCUCCCCAAUAAAAAUUAACAAUAAUUUAGAUACACAAACUAAAUAGAAAUAUACACAAACUAAAUAGAAAAUACACAAACGAAAUAGAAAUAUACACAAACCAAAUAGAGUUACACAAACCAAAUAGAGAAAACUGUGUAAAGAGAAGAAAGUGCCAAUAAAUGACCAAAAAACAAAGAACCAAUUAAGUGCAAUUAAUUUAACAAACGGUAAAGGGACCAACAACAGCAACAACAACAAUGACGAAAGGAAUGGCCAGACGAGGGUCGAAUAGACGCCACAGCGACGGCGGCAGAGCGGCCCGCAGAGGCGCCCUAGCAGCAGCAGCAGCAGCCAACAACAUCAACACAAACACCGCCAAUAGCAGCAGCAGCAGCAGAGCCCUCGGCGCAGGCGCCAAUACCAACACCAACGCCCCAGCCAAUACAGAGCGCCGACGCCACAGCCACCCACCGUGUGAGUACCCAGCCACUGCCAUGGCCGACAUAUCCACGGCCACAGCCACUCCCCCCUCGAGCCCCGUAAAAACAGCAGCGCCAAUACUGGCCAUGCCCCUCCACUCCCGGCUGCAUAGCGGCGAGCAAUUCUGCUUCCGCCAGUGCCAGGAGGAGGUGGCACAAAGAUGGGAGGCGGCAGCGUCGGCCGCCUCAGCAGCGCCAAUACCAACAAAAAUACCCACCGCAAAUCCCGCAACUCCGCCAAAUCCAAAAAACCCGCCAAACGCAAAGGGAAAGGCCGAUAGGACGCCGCUCUCGCUGCCGCUUUUCCCGCCUCUCACGCUCUCGAACAUCCAAAACCGUUCGGGAGUAACGGGAGAGGGAGAAGACGGAGGAGAGCCGGCAAACCGACGCGCAGGAGCAGAGCGCCAAAUCGGCCAACGGGCAGCUGCACAUACACACACGAACGGAUCGAACCUGUUGCGAGUCGAACUUGCAAUUGACGAUGAUGACGACGACGAAUGGACCGACCACGAUCCAUUCGACGCGCUGGAUGGCCUGGGCGGUGCCUACUGA